GGUACCUCCUGCUUGUUGCUGGAGGAAAUUGUUGUUUCUGGAAGUAUUCUUCCAGCAUUCGAUCUUGCCACGGCUCCAUGUUUCGUCGCCGGGGCCUCUGUCUGGCUGGUGGUACUGCGACAUGAAGGACUCUGUAAGUACCAAGGGAUUGGUGAACAAGCGUGUCUGUAAUUACUGGGUUCACCCCAGCCUUCCAUGGUUUGCCAGUUUUCCAGGCAUUUCACAAGAUUUUAAGAACAGAAAACAUGUGGCAGUGGAUGGUGGACACAGUGAGCCGAUGCAAAAGGCAUUACAGGAAGACUGGAUUGAGAGGUUUCCGGCAGUUUUCCAACAACUCAAGACAGGCCUGUGCCCAUACUUUUAUGUCUGUGGCCAUCUGUUCACUGCCUUGUUCAGGGCAGCUGGUGUUGGAAGGCACACACUUGGAUUUCGGGAGGCACUGAGACGUGAAGGUGUAGAUUUUAGCAUGCCAAACUUGACCUCUCUCAAGCAGUUUGCUGACAAAAGCAAGAAACUGAGUGACCACAAGGCUAAUUUACAAGCCAGUCCAGAAACACCUGAGGUGGAGAGCUGCAUUCAGCCUUCAACUGAAAGCAAUGAGGGAUCAACAGUAGAAGACAAUCAGGUGGACAUAACAUCUAUAGAUAAAGGGGCACAACUUUGGCCUAGUCUUGACCCAAGCAAGGUCAGAAUGCAGCGGGAAGGCUACCAGCAGGUGGACCUGCGUGCACAAUCCUUGAUGCUUUGCCAGGGACCUCAGGUUCAAGCAUUUUUCAAUUUCCUUAUUAACUGUCGCAGCUGCACUGCUUUGACAGGCCCGCAGGCUGGCAUCCCUCCCACCAUCUUGUCCCCAACAUCCUUCAGUGGGGCCACUGUGCACAGCAACAAGGUUCGUCAUUCUGUUGCCAAAAUGUCCACUGGCUCUGGCAGUCAGGACACCCAUGUGCUAGACAUUGGUGGUCCGCUUCUGCCUCAUCAUCUGCUCAACAUCACAGCCCUGACCCCUGUGGCCAUCGGGGGGUCAGCUAUCAUUUCCCACAGUACCCAUAAUCCUACAGUUCCCUUUAACAUGAAUGCUGUGACUGCAAGUGAUGUCGCAUUACCCAUGCAGAUGACAGUCAACAUUGGAUGUGCACUUUACACAGCUCAGUUCGCCAUAAGUUGUUGGAAGUAACCUCCCUUUCAUGCAAAACAGCUGUGCGAGAAGUGAAAUGCGAUCCCCAAGGGUUUAAAUGGACUACCUAGUUCUUAAAUAUAUUAUUUAGAGUUGAUCGUUUCAAAAACGUGGUUUUAGACUUCUCCUUCACCAGCUCAUUCUACAAGCAGUCAGGUGGUGUGCCUAGAAUGGGUUGUCAUUAGCAUCUGUUGUAUAAUAAACCGAACAUAUAAAGAUUUACAACCAUUGAUGGACUAAAAAUGUUUAGUAUUGAAUUAUUUUAUUAAUUUGAUGUUUUAGCGAUUAAUUGGUUGAAACCAUUCAUCCAUUUUAUGGUUUUUAUUUUCAGUAGAGUUGUAUGCACUGCAGUCUGACCCUGAAAUGUGCACUGCUGUCAUGUAUACAUAAAUAUGAGUUGGCUGAUUAUCUCUGUGUGUCAGUUUGAGAUGCAUGUGAUAAUAUUUCUGUUGUAUCAUAGUGCACACCUUUACCAUUGACUAGAAUGUACACAAAAUUUGUUUUGUGAAGUGUUUGUUGCUAACAUAAAAAAUCAGAAUGCACUAUAAAUAAAGCUGAGUAUAAUGAUGA
Molecule: messenger RNA, 1744 nt
Organism: Pomacea canaliculata
Lineage: Eukaryota; Metazoa; Mollusca; Gastropoda; Architaenioglossa; Ampullariidae
Product: protein downstream neighbor of son homolog
Exons: 8
Coding region: 122-1174 (350 amino acids)
Biological process (GO): nuclear DNA replication
Cellular component (GO): nucleus
Source: RefSeq, a predicted model, not a curated record